Molecule: messenger RNA, 2803 nt
Organism: Haliotis rubra (blacklip abalone)
Lineage: Eukaryota; Metazoa; Mollusca; Gastropoda; Lepetellida; Haliotidae
Exons: 3
Coding region: 120-530 (136 amino acids)
Biological process (GO): regulation of synaptic transmission, cholinergic; sleep; positive regulation of voltage-gated potassium channel activity
Source: RefSeq, a predicted model, not a curated record
AUCCUUCGCGUCCAUUUCCCCAAGGUCACAGACAGGGCAUUGGAGUAGGUUUGCGGUUCGGAGCAAGUGCCGUAUUUUGUCCGUGUGCUCAUUCGAGGAUCUUAAUUCAGCCUGCAACCAUGAAAAUAUCUGUAUUUCUCCCGACAGUGACACUACUGUUGAUGUUCCUGAUUGAGGAAGGACUGGGUCUUCAAUGCCAUGUAUGCAAUUCAUUCUUGUCGGAAAGUUGUGCCGGGGCGCUGACAAUGGAAUCAGACACCUUAACCACUUGUACCAAUGGAACUGCAUGUCGUAAAAUUGAACAAGAAGUGUACUAUGAUGAACAGUAUGAUACCCGUAUCAUCCGUCAAUGUGGCUACGAGGAAAACCCACCCUUGACCUGUAUCUCUCGUAGCGGAACCUAUCGCUACAAAGUGCAGUACUGUCACUGUAAUGAGGAUGGCUGCAACAGCGCUGUUACUUCGACCAUAUCUGUGACCAUGUUGUUUCUUGCUCUUGGACUCGCACAUUUUGCUAUGAAGCAUUUAUGAGUGACAGACAAUUAACCAGGUUUCUUUCUUCCUGAAUUACCAAACUCUCUUCAAUAUGUGAACAGAAGUCUUUUUCUAUGCACUUUGUUUCACAAUGGCUUCAGAUUGGCAUCAGAAAUAUUUUCAAGUGAUAUUUGGAUUUGUUAAGUGUAAGGUCCAUUUAUGUAUUAGACAAGAGACCAGAAACUGCGUAUGGGCUACAAAAAGAAAACAAUUGUUCCAAAUUUCAAUGUUGGUAAAAGAUGUAAAUGUUUCAGAGUCAGUUUCUCCUUAAAAUAUUGAAGACCGUAUUCUGAUUGGUCCUGAAAAGUGGCAUUAUUCAGAAUUGCCUUUGGUGUCAUUUAUAGAUGAAUCAAACAUAUUUAGUACUUUUAUGACACUGUUUAAUCAUUAUAUUGAACUCAUUCUUUAGAAAAUCACCUAAAAGAAUUGUCGUUCUUUUGAGCAAUUAAGUCCAUCCACCAUUAUGAUUUUGAUAUCAUCCUAGAUUGUUUCUAAACUGUUGCUGUAUUUUCAGUUGCAAGAUGUUGCCCUCAUGGGUGGUUGGAGGAUUUUGUUAACAGUGUAGAAACAAAAUAGGCUGCAUGUGACCCGAGAAUUGUAUGCUAGAAAAUGAAGUUUUUAUGUUACUUUGAAUAUUCAGUGAAUGCAUAUCUUGCAUUGUAAUUUCCAUUGUUUGUGCGAAUGAAACAGGCAGUGCCUGGAUGUGAUGUGUUGUACAUGUUUCACAUUCCCCGAGAGGAAAUACCGACCAGUUAAACGGCUUCAGUCUGUCAUAAUGAAUCGAAAUUUGUCAAAUGUAAUGAAUGGUUUGUUGCAUUCGAAGACCUUUUUCUUGAGAAUUUCUGUUUGAUUUUCUAGAUACGUUAAAAGUAAAUCAAGAUGUAAGAAAAUACUGUUCCAUAAAUUGUUUGACGUAAUGGUCUCUCAUUAAAAUGAAAAAGCAUUUAGUUAAUACUCAAACUGUUCAUCAGCACAAACUGUAUACUGCAACAUUGAAUACUACGUUAUCACAGUGUGUUGAAUUAUGGAAAGGAUGAGAUUUUAUUUUCUUCAUAUCAUGUAAAUAUUUGUCUAUUGUUAGAACGUUUGCUAGGGUAUCGACAGUGAUUGUAAUCCAGACAUGUGAUAAUGCUUGAAUAUUAUCAUUUAACCAAGAUGUUUUUGCACUGUGAUUUGAAAGAAUUUACAUGUAUUUUACCAUUUGUCACAAUCAGACUUCUCACAGAACCACCAGUAUGAUUCCUAAUAAGUACCAAGCAUUUAAUUUUGGUGUGUAUAAGUGUAUAGGUAUGUGAAAAUGCUCAUGUUGUUCGUACACCACGGUCCAUAUUACGAUUUAUUCCUAAGAAAGAUGUUUAUACUUUUCAGUUAUUUAAUACACUUUGAAAUGAAUAGUGUCGGACCUAGCAUGUUAUCAUUAGAACAUGCUUAUAAUGGACUUGAAAUGCUGUUUUGUACCAGGUUUUAAGGGCCGUUCCUCUGUAAUAUAUUGUUACUUUUCUCAAAGAGUUUAUGUAGUUUAUUUUCAUGUUGGAGAUUUAUUCGCUAUCCUAAAUGUUACAUAUAGUCGCUUCUUCAUUUGAAAAAUAGUGCCAUUUGUAGCAAUAUAUAUAUAUUUGAAAUAGACAGUUUUGUAUGGAAGUUAAUUUCAAAAUAUAUAGUGUGAGUAGACACUGGAGAACUCAUUAUCCUGAAACUAAUUGUAGCAUUUGGACGGCCAGUUUUAACAGAAAAAAAUGAAUGUUUUUUCCUCACCAGCUUCUGGGGAUCUCCUCAUCACGUUAUUUACUUCACCAUGUUGUAGGGAAGCCACCAGCUCAUUCUCUACCACACAGUGCAUGCUUUAGGGAGGUCAAAUUUGACCUGAAAUUAAAAGACUGGCAAGUAAUAAUAAUGUACACAAGUAUGGACUCCAGUCGACAGUUUCAGGUAAUUUCAGGUCAAUUUUGACAAUUUGAAGAUUUGGAGGACAAUCAGUCUUUUGUAACGUAUGAAAUAUGGUCAUAAUAUUGUAUAUAGAUAUUCCUGAGCUUACGUAGGGGUAUGUAUUCAGAUUUUUAGCCUGUAUUUCAAGUAAAUUUGAAAUCUUUUCAGCAAGGUUUAAUUUUAAUUGCUUACUGUAAUUGAUUUUAUCCUGUGAUCAUCUGGUAUGGAAUGAGCUGGUAUAGUUCAAUAGAAUACAAGAGGGCCUUUUAUUGAGGCUGGUAUGAACUUGUGUUCUGUGUGAAUGUUCAUGUAUUUUUUUUCAAAUAAACAGAUGAUAGUGAGAA